Molecule: messenger RNA, 2997 nt
Organism: Lagopus leucura (white-tailed ptarmigan)
Lineage: Eukaryota; Metazoa; Chordata; Aves; Galliformes; Phasianidae
Product: inter-alpha-trypsin inhibitor heavy chain H6-like
Biological process (GO): hyaluronan metabolic process
Molecular function (GO): serine-type endopeptidase inhibitor activity
Source: RefSeq, a predicted model, not a curated record
AUGGAGGAGCCGGGCUGCGCCUGGGCUUGGUACGCCGUGCUGCCCUUGCUCCUGCCCGCCCCAGCUCUGCCCCUCAGCCCGGAGCUGCCGGUGAGGAGCUUUAGUGUGAAGGCCACCAUCAUCUCCCGCUAUGCUUCCACCUGCGUGUGCAGCGCCGUGCACAACCCCAAUGCCGAGCCGCGCCGCGCCGCCUUCGAGCUGGAGCUGCCACCUGCCGCCUUCAUCACCAACCUCACCGUGAUGGUCGGUGGCGAGGCGCACCAGGCUGAGGUGAUGGAGAAGCGCCGGGCUCGGGAGCUGUACGAAGCGGCCCGCCAGCAGGGCAGGACGGCUGCCCAUGUUGGCACCAAAGAGAAGGAGACCCAACGCUUCCACGUGACGGCCUCAGUGGCAGCCGGCGGGGACGCAUCCUUUGAGCUGUGCUACGAGGAGCUGCUGCGGCGCCGCUUGGGCACCUACCGCUACGCCCUGCGCCUCCAUCCCUACCGCCUCGUACCCGAGCUCUGCGUGGAGCUGAGUGUCACCGAGCGGGUCGGCAUCGCUGAGCUCCGCGUGCUGCCUCUGCUUGGAGAUACAGCCGUGACGACAGCGGGCCCCUCCGCCUCGGCGACGCCGUCCAUCCGGGUGGAGAAGGGCACGCACUGCGCCCGCGUCGCCUUCAAACCCACCCCGCAGGAACGGGCGGCGCUCGGUGACUUCGUGCUGGAGUACGACGUGGCGCGGCGUGACGCUGCGGGGGACGUGGAGCUGUACGACGGACACUUUGUCCACUUCUUCGCACCCGCUGGGCUGUCCCCCAUCCCAAAGGACGUCGUCUUCGUAAUCGACGUCAGCGGCUCCAUGUCGGGCACCAAGAUGAAGCAGACCAAGGCGGCCAUGCGCUCCAUCCUGCACGACCUGCGUCCCCACGACCGCUUCAACAUCGUCACCUUCGCCGAGGCCGCCUGUGUGUGGCGAGAGGGCGGCUCCGUCCCGGCCUCUGCAUCCUCCAUCCGCGGUGCCACGCAGUACAUUGACACCCUCCACGCCGACGGCUGUGAGUCCCACGUGUUGUUCUCCAUGCGCACGGUGUGUGCCGUGGUUUCCCUCUUCUGGCCGCGUCAUCACAGUCCGCCUGCCGUUCCCGCAGGGACCGACAUCAACCGCGCACUGCAGGUAGCAGCUGCUCUCCUUCACCGCCCGGCCGAGGAGCCCCGCGUCGCCCUACUGCUCCUGCUGACAGACGGCGAGCCCACCGCAGGGGUGACCGACGUCCCGCGCAUCCUCUCCAACACCCGCCGUGCCCUCUCCCCCUCAGCCGCUCUCCUUUUCGGCCUGGCUUUUGGGGCCGAUGCUGACUUUGCCCUUCUGAGCCGCCUCGCCGCCGCCAGCGGGGGAACAGCGCAGCACAUCCCCGAGGAUGCCGACGCCGCCUUCCAUCUCACUGAUGUUUUCAGGGAGAUCGACAGCCCGCUCCUGCGGGACGUGGAGCUCACCUACCCCGGCGCAGCCGCGCGGCACAUCGCCCCAAAGCUGUUCCCCGGUUAUUUCCAAGGCUCUGAGCUGGUGGUGGCUGGGAAGCUGGAACCGGGCACGGAGCGGCUCCGUAUCCGAGCAUCUGGACGAGGCGAUGAGGGCGAGCUCCACGCCGACACCGAGGUGGUGGCAAACGUCACCGAGCUGCCACCCGGCUGUCCCCAGCGCCCUGCAGCACUGCUCGGCGCCUUCGUCCGCCGGCUGUGGGCCUUUGUCACCAUCCAGGAGCUGCUGCGGGCUCAGCUGGCCACCAACAGCACGGCUGCACGCCGCCGGCUCGCUGCUGAGGCCACCGAGCUGUCCCUGCUCUACCACUUUGUCACCCCCUUCACCUCCCUCGUGGUGGUGACGCCAGGUGACCAAGGACUCACGUCCCCCCCCAGCUUCACCACCAACGGCCCCGCAGGGACAGCGGACGGAGCUGUCACAGCUGCUGCCACAGCACGUGGAGAACACAGGGACCACACGGUGAUGGAGAACACGGUGCCACCCACCGCCCAGCUGCAGCCCUCCCCACCCCAGCUCCAGGUGCCCCCGGUGCCGUGGGGGGGUCCCAGCCUGCCCCGUGGCCCCGGGAACGCGGUGCUGCUGCAGACAGACGAGGCCGAGCUGCUGGCGCCCAGGGUGGGGGGUGAGGAAUUCGUGGAGUCCCUGGACCCCCCCGUCUAUGUCAUCCUCACACCCACAGGGCCCCCGGGUGAUGGCGUUGCCUCAGAUCUUACCCACGAUGUUGAUGCGGCGUCCUCGAGCCCCACAUUCUUCACCUUCUCAGCCUCAGUGGACGGGGACCCCCACUUUGUGGCCCGCGUUCAGGGCUCGCCGUACCCCCUCUGCUUCACCCUCGAUGGUCGCCCCGGGGACACCCUGCAGCUGCUGACUGACCCGUCGCUCGGACUAACGGCCCACGGGCACCUGGUGAGCGCCCCCUCCUGGCCGAGCGCCCCGUUACGUCCCCGCACCUUUCUCAACGCUGUCACCGUUUCGGGGCACGCCGCCGUCGUCACCGUCACCCUGCACGGGAUCCGCGUGAGCGGGGAGGGCCCCCCCGUUUCCCUGCCUUUCUCCCAUCCCACCCAACUCCACCUCCCCCCCGUGACGCUGGUUUUGGGGCCGGGGGGCCGCCUGCGCCUCCGAUGGGGUCCCCGCUUGGAACUCCUGGUGCUGCGUCACCGCUACAGCCGGCCCGGCGCCCUGCAGCGCGACCACCUCGGCUUCUACGUCACUGACAGCAGCCGCUUGUCCCCGAGGGCCGGGGGGGCUUUAGGCUGCCUGCGGGGCAUCCGGCUGUUCCCUCUGGGGACGACGGCUCGGCUGUCCCUGGGUGCGGUGACAGUGACGGCCACGCUGGUGACAAAGGAGCUGCAGGUGGCACAGGGGGCAGCCCGGCCUGGCCGCUGCUGGUUGGUCCCGCGUUCCAAAGUGCCGGUGCUGCUGGGGGGGCCCUAUGGGGAUUUCCUGUCCCCCUCUUUGCUGCCAGCCUGA